AUGUCCUUCUGUUACUGUAAUCCACAGGGGGCGCGGGGACCUCCUGGUGAACCAGGUCAACAGGGUGAAAAGGGGUUGCCUGGUCCACAAGGUCCCCCUGGAAUAAAGGGAACACUGGGAGCCCCAGGGCCCCGGGGGCCGCCUGGAGAGAUUGGCCGAGAUGGUCCCAAGGGGAGCUGUGGAGAUCCAGGAGUGGUUGGUCCUGUUGGUCCACCAGGCCUGAUGGGAUCAAGUGGAGAACCAGGCGUUCCAGGGCUGCCAGGGGCCAUGGGUCUGCCAGGGUUCAAAGGUCAUAAGGGGGAGAGAGGUGAACCUGGGUCCAAAGGAGCACAGGGGGAGCGAGGCAGAGACGGAGAUCUCGGGAGUCCCGGCGUGUCGGGCGAAGUGGGACCCAGGGGAUGGAAAGGAGAGAAAGGAGUGACAGGUGAUACGGGCCCCAGAGGACCCGAUGGAAAGAAGGGUGACAUGGGCCACAUGGGUGUCAUUGGUCCCAGGGGAUUUCCCGGACAGGAUGGGUCGCCAGGCCAACCGGGCCAACCAGGCCAACCGGGAUAUCCUGGCAAACCUGGUAAGCCUCCCUCAGACGAACAUCUCGUAAAGCUCUGCACUGAUGUUCUGCGUAACCAGCUGCCAGCAUUGCUACAGAGCCUGACUCCUCACUCUAGGUGUGAACCCUGCCAGGGUGUGAAGGGUCCUCCAGGUGAGCCAGGAGCACCGGGACCCAAAGGCUCCAUGGGAACUCCAGGCUACCCUGGCAGAAAUGGCGCUCCUGGUUACCCAGGACCUCCUGGAAUACAGGGCCCCGCAGGCCUCAAAGGUGACAUGGGACCCAGAGGGUUGAAAGGCAGAAAAGGAGAUGGAGACCAGGGACCACCAGGACCACCUGGACACCAAGGGAUUCAGGGUCCCCGUGGCUUUGAUGGGAUUGGCCAGCCGGGCAACCAGGGAAUCCCAGGCAAACCGGGCCCCCCGGGAGAUCCUGGCAAAAGGGGUAGCCCAGGACUUCCAGGGGUUUGUGACAUCUCUAUGUGCUAUCAGACCUACAGUCUCAGGGAACACUACAGCAAAGGACCACACAUCUGAUGACAUGGGAGUGAGAGAGGUUGCGUUUGA
Molecule: messenger RNA, 1113 nt
Organism: Maylandia zebra (zebra mbuna)
Lineage: Eukaryota; Metazoa; Chordata; Actinopteri; Cichliformes; Cichlidae
Source: RefSeq, a predicted model, not a curated record